AAAGUAGAUUAAAGAAAAAGAAAAUAAAAGAGAGAAUUUUCCCCAAAACUAGGAGAAAACUUGUCUUCGUCCUCAGGCGAAGUUUGUUCUCUCCAUUUUCCGAUGGAUUAAGCUACCUUCUCCAAACCCUAAAAUUCCAUCCCAAAAUCGGUUUCCCUAUCAACGAAUCUUCCUUAUCCUUGCACGCAGGGAUUGAUUUUUUAUUUGGGGGUGAAAUAGAAAGCGAUGAUUCCGAAUCCGGAUCAAAUUCAGUACGCCUGCAUCGCGAGAGGCACCACCGUGUUAGCGGAAUUCAACUCCAAGGACGCCGCGCUCGGCGCAAUCGCCGCCAAAUGCCUCAACAACGCGCCGUCGCUGCACGCCACGUUCACGCACACCGUCCGUUCGAAGACGUACACUUUCCUGAUCGACGAACCCUUGGUCUAUUUCGUGAUUUUCGACGAGAAGCUGGAGAAAUCCGAGGGUUUGGCCUUUCUAAGAAGCGUGCGGGACGCUUUCUCCAAGGUCCUCAAAGGGGAGAGGAAGCUCGAGAAAUUGAGCUCCCAUUGUUAUCAGGGUGAAUUCAACCCUGUUUUUCGUCAGUUGUUGGGCCCCGCGUUGUACCAUAUGGAAAUCGGGUCGCCAACUGGUCGGAGAAUCGGUCAAAGCGGGCUCUUGCAAUCCGGGUCGGGUCCAAUUAGGGAUAGGGGCGGGAAGCCCAAUGGGGAGAAGGGGUUGACCAAGAUGAAGAAUCAGCUGCUUGGACAGCUCAAAAUCGGGUGGAGAAAUGGGGAGAAAGAGAACGACGAAAACGGUGGGAGUGGGAUUGGAUUGAGCCGCGAGUUUUCGAUGAUAUCGGACAAGAGUGGAGGAGGGGGUUGUUACUCUGCUGAAUCGAAGGCCAAGAAUGUUUGGAAGAAGCAAGUUUGGGUUGUUCUCUCUCUAGAUUUGAUCUUUUGUGCCAUACUGUUUGCUGUUUGGUUGUGGGUUUGCAGCGGUUUCCAAUGCAUGGCGAGCUGAAUUCACCGGGUACAGGAUAUAUACGUUGAUAGAUAGAUGUAUCUACUUGUUUUUCUUUUGCAUAUUAUUUAUAUUUCGACACUUCGAUGUUGUGAAUACAUACACGAUUUAUACGAAUCAUAAGCAAAAAAUGUAUCUUUACGGCAA
Messenger RNA from Erythranthe guttata (spotted monkey flower), 1146 nucleotides. Its product is annotated as SNARE-like superfamily protein. Gene Ontology annotation, cellular component: membrane. The record is from RefSeq and is a predicted model, not a curated record. Lineage: Eukaryota; Viridiplantae; Streptophyta; Magnoliopsida; Lamiales; Phrymaceae.